CGUGCCUAUGAUGUUAUCGUGUUAACGCUUAAACACAUUUGCCUCGCAAAAUAAUAAUAAUUUUUUUAAUGGCACAAAAACUAUUUGUUUUGUGACACAGCUCCUCUCAACCCACUCGAGUCCAGAAGCGGUUCAAAAUGCUAAAGUGGGGGAUUUCCCCGGCGCCCGCGCACCGUACGUUACCGAGCUCAAGUUCCUCAGCGAAGCCAGCUAUGACCCCAUCCCUAUAUACAGGGUGCUCGAUCACAACGGCCAGGUGAUUGACGGUAGAGAGGAACCAAAUAUAGACAAAGAGACUUUGCUCAACAUGUAUAAGACGAUGGUGCAGCUCAGCCAAAUGGACAAAAUAAUGUACGAGUCUCAAAGGCAAGGUCGAAUAUCAUUCUACAUGACGAACUAUGGCGAGGAGGGCAUCCACGUGGGCAGUGCCGCGGCCCUCUCUCCCUCUGACUUGGUGUUCGCGCAGUACAGGGAGGUGGGCGUGCUGCUGUACCGCGGCAUGACAGUCACGGAGAUCGUGAACCAGUGCUACGGGAACUGCGAGGACCCGGGCAGGGGACGGCAGAUGCCAGUGCAUUACGGCAGUAAGCAACACAACAUAGUCACCCUCUCCAGUCCUCUCGCCACCCAGAUGCCGCAAGCGGUUGGCGCCGCGUACGCGUUGAAGCGAGUGCCCAACAACGACCGCUGCGUGAUCUGCUAUUUCGGCGACGGCGCUGCCUCAGAGGGAGACGCUCAUGCUGCAUUCAACUUUGCCGCCACACUCGACUGCCCCGUCAUCAUGCUGUGUAGAAACAACGGUUACGCGAUAUCGACGCCGACCCGCGAGCAGUACCGCGGGGACGGCGUGGGCGCGCGCGGGGCGCCGCUGGGGCUGCGCACGGCGCGCGUGGACGGCACCGACCCCCUCGCCGUGUACCGCGCCGUCGCCGCCGCCAGGGGGCGCGCCCUAGCACACAACCAACCCGUCCUCAUCGAAGCCAUGGCCUACAGAGUAGGACACCAUUCUACGUCUGAUGAUAGCACAGCGUACCGGCCAGCUGAAGAAAUACACAAAUGGAAUAGUGAAGAAAGCCCCAUAAGAAAAUUUAGGCAGUAUUUAGAGCAAAAGGGAUACUGGGACGUUGAGUCGGACGAGGCGUUGUUUAAGGAGGCCCGAAACCGAGUUGUCAAAACUAUGCAGGAGGCAGAAAAGAAAAAAUUGCCACCGUGGAAGGAAAUGUUGGAGGACGUAUACUACGAGAUGCCCCCAAGGAUUCAAAAACAAGUCAAACAAAUGGAAGAUCAUCUUAAAAAUUAUGGAGAACAUUAUCCACUUGAUAAAUAUCAACCGGAAUAGUUUUUGUCGUUUUAAUUGAAAUUUACACAGCCCAAUGUUAACUUAAUGAAUAAAGAUUCCAUUUAACUAUGAGUUUUUAUUACCUAGAUAAUGAGAUCUGUUAUAAAUAAACCCGAUUUUUACG
This is a messenger RNA of Diatraea saccharalis (sugarcane borer), 1463 nucleotides long. The record is from the annotation of a GenBank genome assembly. Lineage: Eukaryota; Metazoa; Arthropoda; Insecta; Lepidoptera; Crambidae.